This is a messenger RNA of Chionomys nivalis (European snow vole), 974 nucleotides long. RefSeq names its product HUS1 checkpoint clamp component B (gene Hus1b). Gene Ontology annotation, biological process: mitotic DNA replication checkpoint signaling; telomere maintenance; nucleotide-excision repair. The record is from RefSeq and is a predicted model, not a curated record. Gene Ontology annotation, cellular component: checkpoint clamp complex; site of double-strand break; nucleolus. Lineage: Eukaryota; Metazoa; Chordata; Mammalia; Rodentia; Cricetidae. Bases 1 to 831 code for a protein of 276 amino acids. The transcript has a single exon.
AUGAGGUUUCGGGCCAGGAUCACCAGCAAGAGUGUUCUAGAACUCUUUAUCCAGGUCAGCGGCACCGUAACAAAGCUGGCGAAGGUCUGUGUGCUCCGCGUGUGUCCGGACAGGCUGUGCUUCUGCCCCACAGGCCUGCCGGGUGAGGCCCGGUUGUGGGGUGAGGUGAAGCGGGGCGUCUUCCACCACUUCUGCAUGGAGGGUGUUUCGGAGGAGUUCAAUGAGAUCUAUCUAGAGCUGAUGUCUGAGCAUCUGGCCAGAGCCGUAAAGAAUGCGGGCAACGCUUCAUCCCUGAAGCUCCAGCUCACCAACAAGCUUCGUCCCUGCCUCACUGUGGUGGUGGAGCUGGCGUCGUGUCCUGGCCACACCCGCGCCAUGGUCCACGACUUGCCUGUGAAGGUGCUUCCUAGAAGGUGGUGGAAAGAGUGCACCGAGCCCCGAGUUUGGGCCUCUGAUGUGAGUGUUUAUCUGCCAUCUUUGAAGACCCUGAAGAACAUGGUGGAGAGAAUGGCAAACGUGGGCGAUCGUGUGCUGGUGGAAGCAAACCUAAAUGGCAAAAUGAACUUGAGCGUAGAAACUGAUGUAGUGACAAUUAAAAGCUAUUUUAAAAAUCUUGGAAAUCCUCCAAAGGCUGUUAUGGGUGCGACUCAAGGUGGAGACCCAGGGAACAUGGUGCAAGUGAGGGUGGACAAUAGGAAGCUGCUACUAUGUUUUGAAGGACAGCAGAUAAAUCCCACAGUGGCUCUAUGUAAUAUUUUGAGCAAUACUCUGCUUCAUCUUGUUUUGGUUCAUGAUGGUGUCUCUCUUCAGUAUUUUAUCCCUGCUUCAUAAAUAGUCAAGCAGUCCUGCUUUUCUUUUCAAAGAAAUCUUAAUUCAAGAUCUUUCCAGAACUGAAACUGAGUUACUUGAAUGAAAAGCCUGCUCCCGGUGGAUUAUGUAGGGUGUUUGCUUUGUUGAGUGCUCCCUUUGUAAAA